AUGGUCGUUGCUGAGGAUGAAGAUGCGUGUGAAGAUGAUGAUAUAAGAAUGGCAGAUUCUCAGCUCCUUCUCGAAUAUCUACCUGGUUCUGCCCACCUCCGCUCCAGCCUCACCACGUCCAUCAGGGUGACCCAGAAGUCCUACAAAGUGUCCACCUACGGCAGGAGGUGGAGCAGCCACUCCUACAUGAGCACAUCUGGUGCCCGCAUCAGCUCCUCAAGCUGCUCCUGGGUAGGUAGCAGCAGCAGACACUUCCAGGGUGGCCUGGGCGCUGGCAUGGGCCUGGGCCUGGGCCUAGGCCUGGGGAGCAACACAGCUGUCAUGGUGAACCAGAGUCUGCUGAGCCCCUUCAAGUGGGAGGUAGACCCCAACAUACGGGACAUGUGCACCCAGGACCUCAACAACAAGUCUGCCUCCUUCAUCAACAAAGUGCAAUUCCUCGAGCAGCAGAAUAAGCUGCUGGAGACCAAGUGGAGCCUCCUGCAGCAGCAGAAGACAGCUCAGAGCAACACGGACCACAUGUUGGAGAGCUGCAUCAACAACCUUCAGUGGCAGCUGGACUCACUGGGCCAGGAGAAGCUGAAGCUGGAGGCGGAGCUUGGCAACAUGCAGGGGCUGGUGGAGGACUUCAAGAAUAAGUACGAGGAUGAAAUCAACAAGCGUACAGAGAUAGAAAAUGAACUUGUCCUCAUCAGGAAGGAUGAGAAUGAAGCUUAUAUGAACAAGGUAGAGCUGGAGUCCCUAGAAGGGCUGACUGAUGAGAUCAGCUUCCUCAGGCAGCUGUAUGAAGAGGACACCCGAGAGCUGCAGUCUCAGAUCUCCAACACAUCUGUGGUCCUGUCCAUGGACAACAGCCGCUCCCUGGACAUGGACAGCAUUAUUGCUGGGAUCAAGGCCCAGUACCAGGAGAUCGCCAACUGCAGCAAGACCAAGGCUGAGACCAUGUAUCAGAUCAAGUAUGAGGAGCUGCAGACCCUGGCCGGGGAGCACGGAGGUGACCUGCAUUGCAGGAAGAUGGAGAGCUCUGAAAUGAAUUGGAACAUCAGCCUGCUCCAGGCUGAGAUGGAGGGCCUCAAAGGCCAGAGGGCUUCCCUGGAGGCUGCCAUCGCUGAUGCUGUGUGGUGUGGGGAGCUGGCCAUUAAGGACACCAACACCAAGUUGGCUGAGCUGGAGGCCACACUGUAUUGGACCAGGCAGGACAUGGCACAGCAGCUGUGCAAGUACCAGGAGCUCAUGAAUAUCCAACUGGCCCUGAACAUUAAGACUGCCACUUACUGCAAGCUGCUGGAGGGCAAGGAGAGCAGGCUGGAUUCUGGGAUGCAGAACAUUAGUAUCCAUAAGAAAACCACCAGCAGCUACUCAGGUGGGCUGAGCUUGGCCUAUGGGGGUUUCACAAGCCCAGCCUACUGCCUGAGCUCCUUCCAGUCCAGCAUUGGGUCUGGCGGGAGCUCCAGCUCCUGCAGCUCCACCAGCUCCACCAAAGCCAUGGUUGUGAAGAACGAGACCCGCGAUGGGAAGCUGGUGUCCAUGUCUCCUGAUGUCUUGCCCAAGUGUAUGACCACUGCAGCCCUCCCAGCCUCCCCUCUCCUGUGGCUACCCCAGAGCCUGUGGGAGAGGCAGCUGUGCCUGGGAGCGUGGGGAACCCACCUGAAGCUCACUCCCUUGUGGGGAGUCUACUGCCUGGGGUGCCGCCUCUUGCUCACGUCCCAAGGAGAACAUAUAAAAUUGGACUUACAGAGAUGGCAGACCACCUCAUACAAAAGCAUUCCCCUCAGCACGCCUUCUCCCUUCCACCCUCCCCCGCCCCCAGGAACAGAUUCUUCCCUUUGUGCUGAGCAGACAGCGCACAUUGCCCUUUACUGUGAAGGAAGUGGAAGUCCCGUACAAGAAAAUGACUCUGCAUAUCAAUUACAGCUGGGUUUAUGCCGAAGAUCAACUGCUAGUCACUGCAUAUAA
Messenger RNA from Cynocephalus volans (Philippine flying lemur), 1956 nucleotides. RefSeq names its product keratin, type II cytoskeletal 8-like. NCBI's taxonomy places the organism in Eukaryota, Metazoa, Chordata, Mammalia, Dermoptera, Cynocephalidae. Gene Ontology annotation, molecular function: structural constituent of skin epidermis. The record is from RefSeq and is a predicted model, not a curated record. Gene Ontology annotation, biological process: intermediate filament organization; keratinization. Gene Ontology annotation, cellular component: keratin filament.